GGAUGACUUCAGCUCUAGACUACAAUGUAGACUAGACGUCUGAAAUGUUUCUGAAAUUAAGUGGUCAAAUAAUAUAUAGAUGGAAUUCUAGUGGAAAAAUUUGUAAGUUUUCACAGAGAACUCUUCCUAAAAUUGGUUAUUCUGACUACUUGAAACGUCUUCUGCUUUAUAGUGAUUGUUCAAUUCAAUGUUAUGCAAUAGUGUUAAUAUAUCUUGAUAGAUUUACUACUAAAAAUGAACAUUUAUGGUUGGAUUAAGCUAGUUUAUAUACACUCACAUUGGUUUUGUUAGUUAUUUGUAUUAAAUUUUGGGAUGAUCAUAAAUACUAGAAUAAAUAUUUCGCCAAGUUGGGUGGAAUUUCUUUAAGAUUGUUGAAUGAAAUGGAAUUGGAAGUAUUGGAGCUAUUGAAUUAUGAUCUAUUUGUUUCAGAAGAUCUCAUUUUUAGAUACAUGAAGUAUUUCAGUUGAUGAUGAUUUACGAAUAUUAAAAAAUGAUUAUAUAACUUAUAAUAAACAAAUUAUUAGC
Paramecium octaurelia is the source of this 525-nucleotide messenger RNA. NCBI's taxonomy places the organism in Eukaryota, Ciliophora, Oligohymenophorea, Peniculida, Parameciidae. The record is from the annotation of a GenBank genome assembly.